AUGAGUCGCAUUGUGAUAUACAACACGACCGUCCUCACAUUGGACGAUGAGGAUACAUUCUACUACCCGGGCACCGUGGAAAUUGUCAACGACCGCAUAGCUGGCGUCUAUGGAGGCAGCCCCAGUGCCGAGAGUCUCACGGACCCUACCACCACAGUGAUCGAUGGCACCGAUAAGCUGGGCUUCGGCGAUGAGCUUCCGCUGAAGGAAUACUUGGAGGAGGUGUGGUAUCCGAGCGUGCGGGCGCUGAAUGAGGAGCGCACGUUUGUGGCAGCGAUGCACUCAUACUGCGCGGCGCUCAAGUCGGGUACAACGACGGUGAACGACAUGUACCGCUUUGUAGGCGCGCGAGUCAGAGCGGCUGAUGAGAUUGGCAUCCGGGCGACGCUGGGCGGCGAGAUUGCGCUGGCCGAGCACGGGCUGGACUCGCUAGCGGACAACGAGGCGGCCUUUUGGGCACACAACAAGCAGCAGCGGCUGUCGUCCUCGUCGGAUGGCCGGGUGCGCGUCUGGCUAGGACUCGAGUGGAUGUUGACGUCAGACUUGGCCCUGCUACAGGCAGUCGGCCGGGCGAAGAAGGCACUGGGAACGGGACUUCACCUGCACCUGUGUGAGUCGGAGGGCGAGGUGGUCGAGACAAGGGCAUGCUACGGUGGCCGAUCGCCCGUGCAGCUGGCUUACGAAGCCGGCUUGUUGGGUCCGGACACUGUAGCGGCCCACUGCGUGCACCUGGACGACGAGGAUGUUCAACUGCUCGCGGCUACGGGCACUUCCGUCUCCUACGACGCCGGGUCCAACGCAAAGCUCGGCAACGGCAUUGCCCGGCUGCAGGAUUUGCUUGCGGCCGGCGUCAAUGUCGGCAUCGGCAUCGACGCGUUCGAGUGCGAGAACAGCCCAGAUAUGUUUGCCCAGAUGAAGAUCGCCUCGCUCGUUCAGCGAGCCCUCCACCGCGAUGCCUCGCUGGGCCGUCCGCAUGAGAUCCUUCGCAUGGCUACGCGCAACGGCGCCCACGCGCUCGGCAUCGACGCCGGUGUUGUUCGCGAAGGCGCCAAAGCCGACCUCAUCGUGCUUGACCUUACGCACAAUCACAUGUUCACCCCACUGCUCCACGACCCCGCCCGCCGCAAGACCAUGCUCGAGAGCCACCUCGUGUUCGGAUGCAACGGCUCGGCCGUGCAGCACUCCAUCGUCGAUGGCAAGAUCGUUCUCAGAGACUUCCAAAUCCUCGCCAUCGACGAAGAAGACUUGCGCAAACAGAUGGACGCCCUCUUUGAGGAUAUCGCGCGCGAGAUGCCGUCGCUCGUCCGUAAAGUAAACUAG
Grosmannia clavigera kw1407 is the source of this 1320-nucleotide messenger RNA. RefSeq names its product n-ethylammeline chlorohydrolase. The transcript is spliced from 2 exons. Lineage: Eukaryota; Fungi; Ascomycota; Sordariomycetes; Ophiostomatales; Ophiostomataceae. The record is from RefSeq and is a predicted model, not a curated record. Gene Ontology annotation, molecular function: hydrolase activity, acting on carbon-nitrogen (but not peptide) bonds. The coding region runs from base 1 to 1320 and encodes 439 amino acids.